Messenger RNA from Sabethes cyaneus, 16642 nucleotides. It is a transcript of the gene Trpm, whose product is annotated as transient receptor potential cation channel trpm. Lineage: Eukaryota; Metazoa; Arthropoda; Insecta; Diptera; Culicidae. Bases 919 to 6534 code for a protein of 1871 amino acids. Gene Ontology annotation, molecular function: monoatomic cation channel activity. The record is from RefSeq and is a predicted model, not a curated record. The transcript has 22 exons. Gene Ontology annotation, cellular component: membrane. Gene Ontology annotation, biological process: monoatomic cation transmembrane transport; protein tetramerization.
UCUCGUGCGGUUAUGUGUUGUUUCUGGAGCUCUGGGUAAAUCUGGGUCCUGGAGGAGUAGGCCAAUCACUUCCUUUGUGGGUGCUGUGAGGACCUGCUGGUUCCUCGACGGCACGGUCGAGUUUGAUAAUCAGUGAAAAGUUAAGAAGUGUAAUUAUUCUGCCAAAAUAUCAGAAAGGCUACACAGUGUUAGUGCAGUGUUGGGAAAUUCACAUUCUUGCGAUUAUUGCGCUAUUAUUGAGUCAAACUUUGUUCUAGGUCGAGGGCACAAAAAUGCACUGCAAAUUCGAUUUUGCAGGUGGAUAGGGAAAGUGUUGUGUUUUGCUGCUCUAUUUCCUGAAGCAUUUCACUUACCGUCAAUCGUCUUUUGUGCAAGUGUUUGUGUGUUACUAGUGGGUUUAGAUCGAAGAAAAUAAAGGUCUGUAUUUUAAAGCUGCCUGUGAGAAUAAUGAAUGUGUGCUGAAAUUUGUUGGUGUUUUUUCAUAAGAGUGGAAAAGUAUUAGAGCUCAAAGGAAUCAGUGCCGUGUUUGUGAUCCAAACAAAAAGCUAAAAUUUAAUUCAUUUCGCAUGACUAAUAAUGUUCAACCAUCUGAAAGGCCGAAAGUUUUCCCUAACUUGUUCUACAAAUUAGCCAGUUCAGUGCAAUUUGAGUGCAUCCAUCAGGGAAGCUAACGUUACACAGUUAGGGGCUAAAGCACAGUGAAGCGACGGUGUGCAGUGUGUAAAUUUGUAAUAUUUGAUCCGUUGACCUGCGUGUUUUGAAUACAAUAUAGCGGCAGCGUUGGGAGUUGAAUAUUUAUGCUCACAAUCAUUUUCACCUAAAAAGGUGAAUCCUCGUGGGAAAUGGAUACCGUUCUAUCAUAAACAUGAAGCAUGUGGAGUCCAUUACUCUCCAUUCGUGAUAUUUUCAAUGUAAACAAUGGUGUAUAACAGUUUUAUGCGCACCGCACGAAGCUGGAUUGAAGCGAACUUCCAAAAGCGCGAAUGCAUCAAAUUCAUACCGAACGUUAAAAAUGAAGAAGUAUGCUGCUGCGGUCAGGAGCGACGAACCCACCAGUUGGUGCCGGGUAUCGAGCCGGGGAUCGCGGGCGAUUUGUGGCAACCACAGAAGCACACCCGACCACAGCCGACCGAUGCUUACGGGACGAUCGAGUUUCAAGGCGGUGCGCAUCCGACGAAAGCUCAGUACGUUCGCCUGUCGUACGACACCCGGCCGGAGCUGCUGGUUCAGCUCUUCACUCGCGAGUGGAAUCUCGAACUUCCGAAAUUGCUCAUCACCGUCCAAGGCGGAAAAGCCAACUUUGAACUGCAGCCAAAGCUGAAAAAGGUGCUCCGGAAGGGUCUACUGAAGGCAGCGAAAACAACCGGUGCUUGGAUAUUUACCGGCGGAACAAACACCGGUGUCACAAAGCAGGUCGGCGAUGCACUGCUGCUGGAAGGCCAACAGCGGUCCGGACGCGUCGUUAGCAUCGGGAUCGCUCCAUGGGGAAUCGUGGAGCGAAAUCACGAACUGCUGGGUCACAACCGGGACGUUCCCUGUCACAGUAUCAGUUCACCUCGCUCUAAAUUGGCUGUGUUAAACAAUCGUCACGCGUACUUCCUUCUGGUCGACAACGGCUCCCAGGCCCGGUACGGAGCGGAACUGAUCCUGCGGCGGAAGCUUGAAAAAUUCAUAUCCAAUCAAAAGUUGCAACCUUUCACUCACUCGAGCACACCCGUAGUCUGCCUGGUGAUUGAGGGUGGCACCAACACGAUCCGAGCAGUGCUAGAAUACGUCACCGACAACCCGCCGGUGCCGGUAGUGGUAUGCGACGGGUCGGGCCGGGCGGCCGAUCUGAUUGCAUUUGUACAUAAGUAUGCCUCCGACUCAGGUGAACAGGUUGUAUUAGAAUCGAUGCAUGAAUAUCUACUAGGAACGAUACAGAAAACGUUCGAAGUGAGCCCAGAACAGGCCGAGCAACUCUACCAAGAGUUGAUCUUGUGUACGAAAAAUAAAAAUUUGAUAACGGUUUUCCGGAUACAGGACCGACCGGAAGGCACGGUUCAGGAAUUGGAUCAAACAAUACUUACAGCACUUUUUAAAUCACAGCACUUGAGUCCUCCAGAGCAGUUAAGUUUGGCGUUAACGUGGAACCGGGUAGAUAUUGCUCGUACGGAAAUAUUUGUUUACGGUCAGGAAUGGCCACAUGGUGCUCUGGAUGAAGCGAUGAUGCAAGCGUUGGAACACGAUCGGAUAGACUUUGUGAAAUUGCUGCUUGAGAAUGGUGUUUCAAUGAGAAAGUUCCUAACGAUUCCCCGAUUGGAGGAAUUGUACAAUACCAAACAUGGGCCUGCAAAUACACUGGGAUAUAUUCUAAGGGACGUUCGGCCUCACAUUCCAAAGGGUUAUGUUUACACCUUGCAUGAUAUCGGUUUAGUGAUAAACAAAUUGAUGGGCGGAGCCUAUCGGUCGUAUUACACCCGACGAAAGUUUCGACCAAUUUACGCUAAGGUUAUGAAUAGCUAUGUCAACACGCAUCGGAAGCCAUCGACAUUUGCUCGCUCGGCAGGAGUCAAUUCGAUGAGUCUGGUGACGGGACUACUGCCGGUUACAUCGGAUAUGGCCUUAUUUGAGUUUCCGUUCAAUGAACUGUUGAUUUGGGCUGUGCUUACGAAACGCCAGCAGAUGGCGCUGUUGAUGUGGACACAUGGGGAGGAAGCCUUGGCAAAAUCCCUUGUAGCUUGUAAACUAUACAAAGCAAUGGCACACGAAGCGGCGGAUGAUGAUUUGGAUACGGAAAUUUACGAGGAAUUGCGCAGCUAUGCCAAAGAAUUUGAAUCCAAAGGAUUGAAGUUGCUCGAUUUUUGCUAUCGACAGGAUGCGGAGAGAGCUCAACGGUUGCUUACGUGUGAACUUCAGUCGUGGUCUAGUCAAAGUUGUCUGUCGUUGGCGGUCGCGGCAAAUCAUCGGGCGAUACUUGCUCAUCCUUGUAGCCAAAUAAUUCUUGCCGAUCUGUGGAUGGGUGGAUUGAGGACAAGGAAAAAUACUAAUCUUAAGGUUAUCUUAGGCCUCUUGGUGCCUCCCUUUGUUAAGAAGCUGGAUUUCAAAUCGAAAGAAGAGCUUCAACAGAUGCCUCAAACCGAGGAGGAGCACCUAGAGAAUCAAUGUCUAGAUUACGAUGACAACGGAAAGCACAAUCCGGACGCAGAGGCGCUUUUGUCCGACACGUACUCUAUGAAAGAUACCAAAGUGCAGGAGAACGGAAAAGUUUCGUUAACGGACUCCGAAAACACCCAGUAUAAGGAUUACAUGUACGACCACGACAUCCGUCAUCAAAGGCCGCUCAAACUGAAGAAAAAGUUUUAUGAGUUCUACACGGCUCCCAUCACCAAGUUUUGGGCAGACUCGAUGGCGUACGUUCUGUUUUUGGUGCUGUUUACAUACACAGUGUUGGUGCGGAUGGAACCAUAUCCUAGCUGGCAAGAAGCUUACUCGAUAGCAUACAUUACGACACUGGGUUGCGAAAAGAUUCGAGAAAUCGUUUCUUCAGAACCUGUAGCAAUAUCUCACAAGUUUUCCGUUUGGGCUUGGAACAUGUGGAAUCCCUGUGAUGCAGCGGCAAUCAUUUUCUUCCUUAUCGGACUAGUUCUCCGGCUGCGGCCGUACACGAUGGACAUCGGACGGGUGAUAUACUGCGUGGACAGUAUUUACUGGUAUUUGCGUAUUCUGAACAUUCUAGGUGUCAACAAGUAUUUGGGACCACUGGUGACAAUGAUGGGCAAAAUGGUGAAGAACAUGAUUUAUUUCGUCGUCCUGUUGUUGGUUGUGUUAAUGAGUUUUGGCGUCAGCAGGCAAGCCAUUCUGUUUCCAAACAAUGACGCCAGCUGGCGGUUGAUUCGAGAAGUGUACUACCAGCCUUACUUCAUGUUGUACGGAGAAGUGUUUGCCGACGACAUCGAUCCACCUUGUGGAGAGGACCCUUCGCAGCCUCAAUGCGUGACAGGUCACUGGGUUACACCUAUAGCUAUGUCGAUGUAUCUUUUGAUUGCCAACAUUCUGCUCAUUAACUUGCUGAUUGCGGUUUUCAAUAAUAUUUUUAAUGAAGUUAAUGCCGUUUCACACCAAGUUUGGAUGUUUCAGCGCUUCACUGUUGUGAUGGAGUACCAACAAAAGCCAGUUUUACCUCCUCCACUCAUAGCUUUCUGCCACUUUUACUCGUUUUUACUGUACUUAAUUCGCAAAGCAAAAGGUUUGCAACAAUCGCGGGAUAAUGGACUGAAACUAUUUCUAGAGAAAGAAGACAUGGAACGGUUAUAUGACUUUGAAGAAGAGUGCGUGGAAGGUUAUUUCCGAGAGCAGGAUGCACUGCUGCAACAGUCUACCGAAGAACGGAUUCGAAAUACGGAUGAACGGGUUGAGAAUAUGUCCCAGAAGAUUGAAGACAUCAAUCAGAAAGAAAAUAUGCAGACAGCAACUGUUCAAAACAUUGAAUUUCGACUGCGUAAAGUAGAGGAGUCCGCGGAUCAGAUCCUCUCGCAUUUGGCUGUGAUACAUAGGUUUAUGUCUACCCAUACGCAGAUUCAGGACAACCUGAUAGGAUCGACCAGUAAUGUUAGCGCAACGGGAGCACUUGGAAUGGGCGCUGGAGGAGUGUUAGUAUUUGAUAACCGUACGAGGACCAUAUCCGAAACUGAUAGCAAUAUUAUUAGCGUCAAUCCAAAGAAGAAAAUAAAUCGAUCGUUGACGGAGGUUCGGCCAGAUGCGUACAUUUUCGACGAUGGAAUGCACUUUGAGGUACGAACGGUGCCGGAGGAAAACGAGAGCGAUCGGUCGCCGGAAAAGACGAACACAUCGUUCCAAACAUCGCAGGAUCGCAAGCUGUCGAUGCGCUCGGAGGAAUCCGAUAUGUACUUACCGCCAUCGAAGGUAAUGUCUCCUGCGGAAUCGACCGGAGUUGGAAGUAGCAACGUCGUGGUGAAACAGAAAAGUCCGUAUCUGAACGUGCGUCAGGAAACGGCAAGCACCGAAAGUAAGGAUACUUUGACUCCGCUGGAAAACUGUGAUGAUCGCACACUGGUAGGCGAAGAGUUGAUGGAAGACAUUACCGAUGCAAACUACGAUGGGUUGAGACAACGACCUGCAGCAGCCAGGAGACGAAAUAGCUCGGUCGGUGGAGGUGGCCGAAGAUACUCGGAAAGUGCGUCUGGGUUCGAUAUCAACAAGUCACAGACGAGUUUGCAUCAGGCGAACCUCAUCAAACGGCAGCAAAGUGUAACGCAGUCGGAACCGGACAGCGGCAACGAUCAGCCGGUACAAAGACCUCCCACCCGAGGACGACAGCUUUUGUUGCAGAUCCAUGCUGAGUACACAUCCAUUACGGAUGAGCUGGAAAGCGUUUGCCACAUGAUCACUUCGCCGACAUCUUCUUCACGAGAGGAACGAGCUAAAAACGUAAACGAAAUGAGCAACCCGGAGUUUGCAGCACUCAUUGAGAAACAACAUCUAAAAGAGUGCGAAGAUAGCGACUAUCUCAUGUUGGAAAAGUUGUUGCAAACUCGGUGUUCCAUAGACGAGAGUGACGAUAUGUUCGAUGAUUUUCAUGACGAUUUUGGUCACCGGAAAAUGCUACGCCGAGAAACAGCAAUCGAGUUACCAGUUACUCCUUCAAAGUCAAAUAUUGUUUCACUUGUAGAUAGUGUUUCCGGGAACGAAGAAUUUAGCCUCAAGAAUGAACGGCAAACGGUUUCCAAUCGGAACUCACUUCGUGACUCCAAAAAUUCUCCGGUGUCCUUAUCCAGUCAAAACUCUCCUCGCAACUCACAAUACCUGCAGUCCACAUAUCUGAACCCAUCGUCAUUCGAAGCAGCUCAUAGAGUGUACAAAAAGUCUUGCGAAAGUUUACAGAAGAACUCUAGCACCGACACCGAAUAUUCACUGCAACCGUACAAAUUCAUCAAGCAAAGCUCAAACGAAACCAACAGUUCGUUUAAUAUCGAUAAUUCCUCUAUUACCAACGAUCUUUCGGUGGACGGCGAAACAAGCCUCAACUCAACUGUCAUUGAGCUACUUGCCGGUAUGAAUUGUCCCGCGGAUGAUCGGUUAGGUUUCACCAAGCGAACGGCUUCACUAGGUAGUGCAACGGGUGCUCAAAACUUUGACACCUCACAACCAGGUUUCCUAAAAAAACAGUUUAGUAUAGAGAAAACAGCAGGAUCUGGAAAAGCAUCUAGUUCAACACCAGAGGGGCUAGAACAAUUAGCUCCGAGCUCAACGAUGCCGCCGCCAAUUCUCGGGAAUCCAAAUUCUGGUAAAUCCACUAAAAGUACUCGCUUUACAGAUAAUCUUAACGUCCUUGGAAACAAAACUACUAUGGCAUUACUGAAAGAGAGUAGUUCUACCAGCACGGAGGAUACGCAGACUGCGCCGUUCAGCCGUGAAGCGAUUCCCUGCAUUAGCACCAAUAUUGUGCAGGACGAAAUCGCUCGGUUGUCGUCGAAUAUCAAGAGUAGCACCGACGAAGAUACGGAUCCGCCGAUCAACGAAACCAUGUGCUGAUUUUAGUUGUACCUUUAGUCGAUAAGGCAUAGUUGAACCUUUGAGUCUCCCCAACAGAUAUUUGAACACGCGCACGCGAAACUGUGCCCCACCAGGUUGAAAUUUAUCCCACGUAUCCACACCAGUUACCACAAAUAUAAUUCCUUUGCUGCUGCGGAAGCAGCAGACGUUAGUAGCGUUAAUAUCGUCAAACCGAUCGUCCCGUAAGCGUAUGAAAGUAAGCGUCGCGAAGCGGUUGUAUUGAAAUGUUAGGGUUUUUUAAACGGAGUUUAUGUAACGGGUUAUUCGAGCGUAUCCAUUCGGAUUCGCCUAUAGGAUCGAUGAUCAUUUAAAAAGGAUACUGAAUCAAUCAAUAUCUGGCGGUUGUGCUGUGAAAACAGAUUUUAGAAUCGUGUAUUUUUUCUGUGAAACUUUUAUUGCUUCUUGGUAAUAAGUGAAUUCUGAAUAGUGUUCCAAUAAUGUAAAGCUACAAACGUAGCUGCUUCGAACAUAGGUUUAUAACUGAUGUUUUUACCAACAGCGUGAAGCACAGGGUAUGGCAGCGAAGCAAGGCCUAUGGAGCAAGAAACUGUUUUAAUUUUCUUUUAAAAGCAAAUUCACCAAGCUAAACAAAGCAUGGUCAAGUAUAAAUUUGAAAGAACCCUGUACAACAAUUCGCUUGUUGUUUCCGAAGUCUCCCAACGAAUUCAAAUCAGUAUCGUUUGGCUGGUGCCAAAUCGGCCUUUAACUCAAUAUUCGUGCAUGCUGCUUUUCAUUCUAACUGCCAAAAGAAACAGCGACGAAAAUUCUGAAUGAAGUUCGCGGGAACCAACUUCUUGGUUGUGUUUCACGUUUUUAUAAUAUCGAUCUAACCCGACCGAAUUCGUUCUAAGACACACGAAAUGUAACAUAUCUGCAAGUUUGUACAACUUCGUCACUAGUUUUAGGUUUGAGGAAUAUCUAAGUCAUGAAUAAAGUCGUCGAGAAGUGAUGCUAUCAACACAAAAGUCAGAUAUUUCGAACAGUAUGAAUCAUAUCGAGUGCCAAGUAUGCGUAUAGAAUAGCAACAAACAGAUGAUUUAAGAGAACGGUUAUAUUUGUUGUACAUUUUUGGAGAAAUUUACGUACUGCUCCCGAAAAAAAAGAUAGAAAGAAUGUAUGUUGUAUAUAUUUUGUUCUGUUAUUAUAGUAUAAAAAAUCACUUGCGUCAAGGAAUAUUGUUAGGUAAUAGAAAGCGUAAAGCGAAUCGAUACAUAUGGGCGCAAAAUCAGGCGCAGUUAGAUUGAUAGUUUACAGUACGGUGCAGAACAGUAAUGACAGCUGUGUGUGUGUAUUUACAUUCACAUUCGAAAUAUUAAAAUCACGAGCCCGAUCCCGCCGCAGCUAAGUUUUGCAAUAAUAAAACGGUAAAGUGACCAACGUGUGACAUUUGCCAGAAGUAGUCAAGCGCCUAAACAAGUAACCAAAACGAUUAAACGGUUUUAUCGUAGAGCGAUUUCAGGCAGAAUCGGCUGAAAGAUAUGAAACUUGAUAAAUAUGCAGGUUGUUAUCCUAGAUUUCAUAUGAUAUGUUUAUGUGAUAUUUUUAAAAUUAUUGUUUUACGAAUGCUCAAUGGCGUCUUUUUUCCUAAAGAAACUAUAAUGGCGCAAGGAGUCAGCUUAAAUUUUCCAAGUUUUGUAUUAGUAUAAUAUUUAUAAUUGAUCCGUAAUCAGUUCUUUGCAGUCAGUCUAAAAUCAGUCAAAUUGGUGCUGAAAUAUCAACUGUGCGUAGUUCUGUGGCAAUAAUGUUGUCAGGACUGUUUGGAGAAGAUUUUUGUAACUUUGGAGAUUCGUAAAGAUACCAAGGGCGUGGCUGGUCCUUAGCGAGUAUAACCCAUGUCCGUAGAGAACUACCGCUAUUAUCAGUGUUUUGUGAACGGAUAAUUUCGUAUUGUGGAGAAAUUUACUCGACCGGAUAGUCCUCAGGAGUCCAAAGUAAGCAUAAUUUUCGGCUGGUAAACCGGAAGACUUUACUAUGCCAGUUGUCAUCACACAUAUAAAUAUGCGCCAACCGGCAUCAUCCUAGUGACAGGAAACUGUCAUUAGAGAGCGCAGCGUCCUACGGAGGGCACAUACAGGUGGGGGUACUCCGACAGAAUAUAGUCGUCUCCAACCUCUCCCCUGUUAAUAAAGAUGGUACGGGUCAAACUAUUUCGGCGGCCUUCGACUUCUAGUAGAUCAACGAGGAACUCUUUCCACUGAAUCUGCCUCAACUGCUGAUUCAAAUUCGGUUCAAGCUGGUAAUGUUGAUGCUGAUGUUGAUGAAGAGACAACGAACUCAACACCGGUAGGUCAGAACGCGGAGUUGACACGGCUUGCUGUGGUGUAGAAGUGUCCAAUGUUCCAGUAAUGAAGAAGCUGACUCGGACGGGGUGUAGCUGGACUCGGAAGCAGCGUUAGCGAGGCCAGACCAGGUUCUGGCAAGUUACAGGCUUUAAGAAGAACGUGUAAGGUAGCUUCUGUUUGCAACUGCUGACUUGGUUCGCUGACUGGCUGGAUACUGAAUCGGUCCCGGUUCGGCUUCGUAAUUGAUUGUUGUGUACAUGUAGCAUUCGAGGGUUGUCAAUCCACACAUUGUAUAUGACGUCUCCCAAACCUUGAUAUACGAUACCUGGUGCCCAUCUCGAAUUGUUUCUUGUGUAGAUCUUGGCGUAGACUUGAUUGCUUUUACUGAGGUACCUUGGCUGUUUGUCUAGAAUGGCAUUUGGUUCCGGUGCUGGCGGACGAAGCAACUCGAAGCUUCGAAUUUAGCACCCAAUACUAUGACCUUAAAUGGCGAUUUGCUUUCCGGUAGGGAGCGGUUUGGCGUGCUCCAUGUCCAACGCUGCUUCGAUGUCUCCUCUCCCCUCUUGAAUCCUUGACGUUGCGUUUGAACGUGUCCACAAAACGUUCGGCUUGCCUGUUUCGAUUGUAACGGAGCUGUUCGGACGUGUGUGAUUUCACGAAGUGUGCGCUGGUGAACUGUGUGCCAUUAUCCGGGUUUCGGCAUCCCAAGACGAACGAACAAUCCACGUAGAAUUCUGAUGGUAGCGCGAGCAGUGAUAUGUCGAGUUUGUACCAUUUCAGGCAACUUCGAGAAGCUUUCGACGGCGAUGAGAUAAUAUUCGCCUUCGAAUCACGGAUCAGAUGCUUUUGGCCAUGGGAUAGGAUCCAAGUGAGGAGGAUGCGCGACGGACGUACAAUGCGGGCAAGUCUUGGCAUAGGCCUGUACUUCUUCGUCGAGCGAGGGUCAGUACACAUAGCUUCUGGAAAGUGCCUGUGAUGGAAUAACAAGUCAUUUCCCGAACAAGAUGCAUCCGUUCACUAGGCUGAGCGAUUCUUAUCUGGCUUGGAACCGCUUUCGAUGAGUUGCGGUUAUGGCCAACCAUCACGAUGUAUCGGAAAACCUUGCGAAGGACUGGAUCGGAUUGCAUACCCUGGGCGACGACUCUGAAACUGAGAGGAAGAGGACAUUAGCGUUGCCGAACUUGUUUGUCGCCACGUUUUCUAUCUCGAAGUCAUACUUAUUGCUGUCAAGUCAAGGCAAUUCGUAGAAGUCUGUUGGCAAUGUAGACUGCAAUGCCUUUCUUGGAUCCGAAGUUUCGUAGCAGUGGAGCGUGUUGUUGUUAGCAGACGGAAGUGCCGACCAAACAGCAUUUUAUGGAACUUGGUGACGGCAAAUAUUAAGGCCAGAUCUUUACGAUUCGGCUGACUGUAGUUUUGUUCUGCCUUUGUGAGCGCCUUGUUGCGGCGGCGUAUGCUUCCUGAUCGUAGCGAUUUACGAAGGGCAAAGUAGGCCCGAUUUCCCGCUUGGAUGCGCCGCUGGAUAUCCUUACUAGUGUUGUUGUCCGCGGUCACCAGCGAUCCCAAUUACACGAAUUCCUCUACCACUUCUAGUUCGUCGCCGUCAACGGUUACUGUCCGUGGGAGACGCGCGUUUGUUUCCUUUGAGCCUCUUCCUUUCAUGUAUUUGGUCUUCGAAGCAUUUUUUUAGCCCAAUUCUCCUAGACUCCGCUUUCAGUCUGGCGUAGAUUGCCUGCGCCGUCGCAAAGUUCGUGGCUAUGACAUCGAAGUCAUCUGCAAAGCUUAGAAGUUGGUUACCCUUGGUAAAAAUCGUGCCUUUCGUUUCGAUGCCCGCUCAUCGGAUCACCCCCUCAAGAGCGAUGUUGAACAGCAUGCAGGAUAAACCGUCACCUUGUCUGAACCCUCGCCGCGUCUCGAAGGGACUCGAGAGUGUCCCGAAGAUGCGUACGAAACACAUCACUCGAUCCAAUGUAGCUCUGAUUAGUCACGUCAGUUUGUCCGGAAAACCGUGUUCGUGCAUUAUUUGUUAUUUGUUAUUUAUUUAUAAAAAUUCAUUCGACACAAUAUUGUCUUGAUGAACACUAAUAUAGACUAACUACAUAUUGUUACCGAUACUCUUACACAAAACUACACUUAAACAGCAAACAGCUAUCGUCUCUGCAGGAGUUGUCUUUUGAAAGUGUCUAUGGUAAUGUCAAAAUCGAACAGCUCGUACACGGUGUUGAACUGAGCUGCCAUGUACCUUAUCGAGCUAAACUGACCGUAGUUAACUCUCCGAGCGUCAAGAUGAAGGAAAUUCCUAGUACGAAGAGCCCUUUCCGGAGCGUAUAGAUUCAGCUGUUCCAGGAUAGGCGGACAGUCAAUAUGGCCGAUCAGGAGUUUAGCAACAAACACAACUUGAGCAGUCGUACGCCUCUUUUCGAGGGUUUCAAGUCCUAGCAAUUUGCAUCGGUUUUCAUAUGGAGGCAAGUCCAGCGAGUUGCUCCACGGCAGCAUCCGAAGAGCAUAACGGACGAACUUUUUUUGUACUGCACCGGGCACCAGACUAUUGAGCAGGUUUCGAGUAAUGAUCGUACCAAUGCGCAGUAUAGCGAACGAAGACAAAACGGAUCGCGGAACUCGUUAGCUAUUUUAAAGAUGUAACCGAGUUGCCUAUUAGCUUUUGAGAUGAUCUCUUCAAAGUGCAAACGAAAGGUGAGAGCACAGUCAAGAUUCACUCCCAGGUCACGAAUAUGAUUAACCCGUUGCAGCGCAUGACCCAGAAUAGAGUAAUCAAAGGUAAUCGGGUUCAGUUUGCGGUAAAACGAGAUAACACUGCAUUUGGGAACACUGAUUCUUAACAGACCACAACAGGUCAACCAGCCGCUGCAAUCUCAAACAGUCAAGUGUGGUUUUUAUUGGCAGGUAUAUCUUAACAUCGUCCGCGUAAAACAGGCGACAUCCAGCAGGCAGCAGUAUAGACAGCUCGUUGAUGAAUAGUGUGAAAAGCAAAGGGCCCAAGUUGCUUCCUUGUGGAACCCCUGAUAGAUUACAAAACAGUUCCGAUUCUACUGGACCGAUUUUUACGCAUAAACUACGGUCAGUGAGGUAGGACCUCAUGCGUCUGAUAAAAGCGACAGAAAUUCCAAGUUUCUCCAUACGAUUCAACAAUAUCGUGUGAUCAACACGAUCGAAGGCAGCUUUUAAGUAUGUAUAUAUCACAUCCACUUGCGCAUUUUCCUCCAUGACGUUUAGGCAAAACGAGACAAACUGCGUUAGAUUAGUGGCAACUGAUCUUCUAGGGAAAAAUCCAUGCUGAUCAACGGAUAAGUACUGCGAACUGCACAUAAAAAGUGCAUCGUGGACUAUGAUUUCCAAUACUUUCGAGCAGGCACAAAGUGAUGUGAUACCCCGAUAGUUUUCCACGUUCCUCUUAUCUCCUUUUUUGUGCACGGGAAACAUGAUGGAUUUUUUCCAUGACUCAGGAAAUACAUUUUGCCGGAGAGAAGUUUCGAAUAACAACGCCAGUGGGCGAACGAUAGCUGCAGCACAUUUCUUUAGAACACAAGAAGGAAUUCCGUCAGAUCCAGCAGCGAACGAAUAUUUGAGCUUUUUGAUCGCGGUUUCAACGAGUUGAUCGUUUAUAUGGAAUAUAUUCAAGUUGAUCGCAUCACAUGGAGUAUCUCGGAUUGCAGAGGCAGUCUACAUUUCCGAAGCAACAGAAGUGUUAAAAGAAUUCUUGAAGUGAGUGGCAAAGAGCUCGCAUUUUUCCACGGCGGUGUUCGCACAGACGGCACCCAGAAACAUGUUUACAGGCAGUCCUACCUCGUUUUUCUUGGAAUUCACGAACGACCAGAAUAAUCUACGAUUCCUGUGCAAGUUGUAUUGCAUUCGUAAAGUGUACCUUUUGUACAAGAGUAGAUUAUAAGCUCGGUAAUUGUUGCUGGCUAUGUUAAACUGUCGCUUAGAGAAUGGACAUACGGAGAACGGAGCUUACUGUAUUUUCGUAGAGCGGAAGAUCUAAGGCGCUUCAAGAAUCGCAAAUGAGCAUCGCCUCACGCUGGUUUACGAGGUGGUCUGCGAGUGGGAACACAAUCGGAGAUCAGGUGUUUCAUGGUUUGGGUGAAGUGGCAAACAGCAUUGUUCACAUUCGCAAAACGGUCGAGGCAACUCCAAUCGACUCGACUGAUUGCUUCGGCUAAGGCAGAAAAAUUUGCUCUUCGAAAGUCCAAGUCACUUGCGUCGACAAUGUCUUCAAAUUCAAAGGAGACUGGCAGGUCCACUAACACUAUCUGCCAUAGCUUGUCUCGAUCGACUGUAUCGUAUGCUGCUUUGAAAUCAAUAAAGAUGUGAUGCGUGGGCACGUUGUACUCCCGACAUUUUUGCAAGAUCUGUCGGAUAGUAAAAAUUUGGUCCGUAGUUGCGCGAGCCCCCAUGAAACCCGCCUGAUAAUUCCCUACGAAACCUUGUGCUAUCGGUGACUACCGGCGUAACAGGAUCUGGGAGAGUACCUUGUAGGCGGCGUUUACCAGCGUAACACCGCGGUAGUUGCAGCAGUCUAGCCGAUCACCCUUUUUGUAGAUGGGACAAACCACUCCUUCCGUCCAUUUCUCCGGUAGCUUUUCCUCCUCCCAAAUCCUCGAAAUAACGCAGCGUAGAGCCUUUGCUAGCGUUUCUCCGCUAUGUUUAUAAAGCUCUGCCGGUAGGCGGUCCUUCCCAGCGGCUUUAUUGGUCUUCAGCACCCUGAUUUCUCGGUUGACUUCUUAGAGAUCAGGUGUUAGGACAUUACUAUCUUCCAUGGGCGCUCCUAGGUUAAUUUCCGUUCCGCCUCCUUCUGCGACUUCGCCAUUGAGGUGUUCAUCGAAGAACUGCUUCCACCUGUCGACCACCUCGCGCUCGUUUGUAAUUAGAUUCCCUCAAACCAAUCAUUUUGUGUACUUCGAGGGUCAAUAUCUAGUGCCGCGGUAGCGGCCUCUCCGAUGGUCGAGCGUAUUCUGCCCCAACCGUCUUCGAGGUUUGAAGCACCUAACUCCUCGGAAGAAGGCGGUGCCUUAUGCAGUACUCGCGCAUAGUUCAUAGUUCAGCUUGCGGGUUAUCUAACUGGCUGAUAUUCAGCCGAGGAGGGCGGCUUUGACGUGUGCACAUAUACUGCUACUAGUUAAUGGUCUGAAUCAAUAUCCGCACCCCGUCGGGAGUGUAUGUACGUUCGUGAUGUUAAAGAAAAUUCGGCCCUCUAUGAGAACGUGGUCAAUUUGGUUCAUUGUACGUUGGUCAGGUGAUCUCCAGGUGGCUUUGUGGAUAUCCUUGCGCGGGAAAAAGGUGCUUCGGCCUUGGGAAGCUGCGAAGUUUAUAUAUCGUUGGCCGUUAUCGUUCGUGUCGGUGUGCAGGCUAUGGGGUCCUGCCACCGGUCUAUAUCAUUCUUCCCUACCAACCUGGGCGUUCAUAUUGCCGAUGACGAUCCUGAUGUUCCGUGACAAGCAGCUGUCGUACGUUACCUCCAGCCUCGCGUAGAACGCUUCUUUCUCAUCGUCGGGUCUACCUUCGUGCGGGCAGUGCACGUUAAUGAUGCUAUAAUUGAAGAAACAGCCCUUUAUCCUCAAUACACACAUCCUCUCGAUGAUUGCCUUCCAAUCUAUCACGCGAUCCUGCAUUCCGCCCAACACUACAAAGCCCGUUCCCAGUUCGUUGGUAGUACUACCGCUCUGGUAAAACUGGGCCUUUCCGCCACGGAUCGUCCCUGCCUUCUCUCCUUUGCGACAGAUUUCCUGCAGAGCCACGAUGCCGAGUUUGCGGGGUUCAAGCUUUUCAAUCAGCACCCGCUCGCAACCUGCGAAAUUUAGCGAUCUGCAGUUCCAAGUACCGAGUCCCCAUUCGUCGUCCUUUUUCCGUUGCCUAGGUCGAUGCUGAAUAUUCCGCUCCGAAUUUGCUUGAAUUUUGUUUAAUUUAGGUUUAAUUUAGGUGUGUAGGCGUACUGGGGCAACACUACCGAGUCUCGCGAUGGGGCUGCCAUCUUAUAGUGCCUAGACUCACUAUACCUCCUUCCCGGUUAGUAUACGACCUUUGUUUCCACCGGGGUUGGUUACCCGAUCUCCGCUAAGGUUGCUCGUAUUCCGCCCGGUACCACGAGGAGGCCGGGAUCGGAGUUGCUGGAUAAGAGGCUAACGACCACUAUGGGGUCUGUAUUCCGCAUUAUCCAGCCAUUUACCACGCAUGGAGGUAUGCAAGUAGAUUAGAUGUUACCGUUACGGUGUUAUCACCUGCCCAAGGUUGUUCUAUUUGUGAAGCAGAAUAAGGAUUUGUUCAAGAGUGCAAAGGACAGACAAUACUUAACACAAAUUUUCACUAACUUUUCAUAUGAUAGUUCUAUGAGAAUACAAAAGAUCUAUUUGUGCUUACAUAGCGAAUAGCAGCAAUCUAGCCUCGUUAAGUAUACCUCAAGGGAGCCAAUGAAGUCCACUGAUCUUUUUGUUCUACUAAAACCACCACAACUUUGUCAAGUAGAGUACUAUAGUUGAGUAGAGUAAUCGAAAAACUAAAAUAGCCUGCAUUUACUUCAAAACCAAUUGCAUUGCCAAAAGCAUAGCGGAAAAUUAAGAUUCAAUUAGAGUAAAUUGAUCUUUGGAAAGAUCACUUAUUUUGGAUACGUCCUCGUAAAAAUCUAACUGAAAAAUCAAUCAUAUCAAAAAGAAAGCCAAUAAGCUUGGGGUAGCAGCCAGCAUAUUCACAAUGUUUUAUCGUUACCAGAGACGGUCAGGCCAACUGUAUGGAAUUGCUCUGCAGCAACUCGAGGUUGUCAGUGAAAUGUUAAAUCAAAUAUCUCCACUCGGAGCUACCUAGUAUGUUUUUCAAGUCUAUGCCACUGUUUGGAGCCACAUUUUAGCCGAUAUACAAAACUUGUGCUCCAGUUUCCCGAAUACAAAGCAACACAUUAAGUACUUAGCAAAAAAAGCAAAACAUUCUCAACUUGGUAGUAAACUUAAAAUCAAAUCCGAUGUCAUUCGUAGUUUGCACACUAUUCGCCAGCAUCUAAAGUAAAUUUUAAUAAGAAAAACUGCUCCUAUAAUCGUAACUAAGGAAAAGAAACAAAAACGCUACAUCCCUCCUAGGUAAGUAACUGAAUAGGUUGGUACUUCUCUCUUUGCUAGUAGUUUACUCUCUACACACUAAACAACCAUUCACGCGUUCGAUUCCGGAACCAGACUUUAGACUUCUAGCUAGAUGAUUCUAACAAAUUGUGAACUUAUCAAAGGCGAAUGUGCAGAAAAAAAUCUUAUCAAUCAUUAGUGAACCACUCAAAACCUAUGUGUAACUAUGAUACUGAAGUCGUGUACUGAAAUGAAAAACCCCCUUUUAUCAAAUUGUGAAAACGUUGAUAAUGUAACAGAAGUAAUUAUGACAAUAUUAUUGAAUUAAUGCGAAACCAAAACCAAAAACAAACAAAAAAAAUGUUAUCCAAUGGGAGUUGCGCAACGGUACUUAGACCUUUUUAUUUAAGUUUUUAGAAUCACCGAUUUGCAUCUUCAGCUAGUGAGCACAACGCAACGUAAUGAUUGAUAGAAGAAAAUGACAAACUAAACUCAAAAAAGUUGCAGUCCAUCCGACGAGAGAAGACAGAAUUUUUUAGCUUUUCACAAAAAUUGUCCACGAUUUUGCAAAUAGUACGGAAUUAAGUUAGUAGCAGAAAUAGGGGGAAAUUACCUCUCAAUGAGAGAGGGCGAAGGCCGUUUUUCCCCAUUUCGUGCUUUUUUUUGGUACUUUUACUUAAUCGUAGAUUUUGUAAAUGUUUUUGAACGAAGAAAACAGACGGUGAAAAAAUAUAUCAAAUUAUG